CCUGUCUGAGCGAGACUUGGAACCAUCGUAUUCUUGCGCAUCUAUUCUCUUUUUCCAUCUUCUUCUGGUAUUAUCGGGCAACAGUACAGUCGUUACGAGAAGCAUUGAGACCGCGGCAUUUGCAUUUUUCUGUUUUCGCAUUUGCAUUGCGUGGCGAGGCGAGAUUCGACAGAACAAAGAAACGACUUCCACUUCUGCUUCCACCAUUUGGCCAACUUCUCUCGCGACCGCCAUAGAACGCUGAUUGCACACUUGGAUCGGCAUCAUGGCGAUCCCAAUGGCGCCGCGCGAUACAACUGAUGCCUUUCUGGACUCCCUCAAGGAUCCUUUUGCUUCGGCGCUUGCCGGGGAGUCCACUCUCGCUGGUCUCAUUACUUCUAUGGUGCUUGCCGGAGCGCUGGCAUUGCUUUUCU
Pseudocercospora fijiensis CIRAD86 is the source of this 413-nucleotide messenger RNA. RefSeq lists its product as uncharacterized. The record is from RefSeq and is a predicted model, not a curated record. The annotation marks the transcript as partial. NCBI's taxonomy places the organism in Eukaryota, Fungi, Ascomycota, Dothideomycetes, Mycosphaerellales, Mycosphaerellaceae. The transcript has 2 exons.